Molecule: messenger RNA, 2100 nt
Organism: Ixodes scapularis (black-legged tick)
Lineage: Eukaryota; Metazoa; Arthropoda; Arachnida; Ixodida; Ixodidae
Product: piggyBac transposable element-derived protein 3-like
Exons: 2
Coding region: 339-1730 (463 amino acids)
Source: RefSeq, a predicted model, not a curated record
GACCACGGAUCAGCGAAGAAACUGCUGACCAAAUACUAGACAAAAUUGUGCAAGGACAGACGUCUGACAUCGAGUUGUCAGACAGUGAGGACGACACCGUUGAAUACGACCCUCCGUUGGUUCCUGUGGAAGAUGAGCCCUGUUCUGCAGGGGGCAGCAGCAGCGAGGAAGAUGAGUCACAGGCUAGUACUUCUACGAGGAAGAGACUCCCUUUGUGGAAAGCCUGUCAGAGAUCUCCUUUCUCCUGGGUACCGGAUUUCCAAGCCGUGCCGGACGACGUGGGGGAGAGAGCUGACUGCAGCCCAUAUGAAUAUUUUCAGCAGUAUGUCACUGACGAAAUGUUUGCAAUGAUGGCAAUGGCUAUGAACACCAAAGAAGUGGCUGAGACAGGAAAGAGCCUUAACACCUCUGCAGAUGAAUUGAAAAUAUUUUUCGGCAUCUCAGUCACAAUGUCUUGUCUAGGCUAUCCUCAGAUCAAAAUGUAUUGGAUGAAAAAAAUGAGGGUGCCACUCAUCGCGAACAGUAUGUCGCGGGACAGGUACUUUCAGCUCAGAUCGCGACUUAAAGUUGUGAACGACCUCAAUAUAACUGAUGAAGAAAAAAACCAGGACAGGCUCUGGAGGGUUCGGCCUCUCAUUGCGGAGGUACUGAAAGGAUGCCUCAAACUCCCUCGUGAGGAACUGGCAAGCAUAGAUGAACAAAUGAUACCGUUUAGUGGCAGAACGCAACUAAGGCAGUUUCUACCAAGAAAGCCAAACCCCGAAGGACUGAAAAACUUUGUUUUGGCAAAUCCCAGCGGCCUGAUUCUCGAUUUCGAGAUUUAUCAGGGAAAAAAGUCUCUUCUGUGUCCAGGCAGUUCCGGGAUUGCAGAGUCGGCUGUACUGAGGCUUUCCCAAAGUCUUGCACCUGGUACCCAUCUUUUCUUCGACCGGUACUUUACGUCCCCAGCACUCCUAGAUAAGCUUGUCGAAAAGGACAUAGCAGGCACGGGUACCGUGAUGAACAACCGCCUACCCAAGGGGGUGAAGCUGUCAUCAGAAGGGCAGCUUAAAGCCAGAGGACGGGGGACCUCUGAGAUGUGGGUUCGCAGUGAUGACCAACAGAUCAUCGUGCGAUGGUAUGACAGCAAACCAGUGACAUUAAUGUCAUCCGUGCAUGGGAAAGAACCGGAGGACACCUGCCGCAGGUGGAAUGCGAAAGAGAAAAAAUACAUUGAUGUUUAUAGGCCACACAUUGUACAAGUCUACAAUGUGAACAUGGGGGGAGUGGACAUGGCAGACAGGAUGAUCAGCUAUUACCGCAUUAAGGCAAGAGUAAAGAAAUGGACUAUCAGGGUCAUUUUUCAUAUGUUUGACAUGGCUCUUAGUAACGCAUGGAUCCUCUAUACGAAAGACAUGAAGACAAUGCAAAAGAGGCAAAAGGACGUGUUCAAGUUCCUAGAUUUUCGCUUCUCUGUUGGCGAAGCGCUUGUUACACAAGGCAGUAAGGAGAGCACCGAUGAGAGCGAUGCAGACUAUUGUCCUCCAAAAAAACGGGCACCCCUUCCCCCGGCCGAGAGCAGAGCCAAAACCCUGGGGCACAUGCCAAGGCUUGCCGAUGUUUCGAACGCUGCCCGUUGCAGGUUGGAAGGGUGCAAUAUGAAAACGAAGUUUUUUUGCACGAAGUGCCAGCUUUUCUUUUGCAUAACAAAAGAAAGACGCUGUUUUGAGAUGGCUCACUCGACUAAGUAAAGGUUUUGCUUGCUCUGAAGUGUGUUGUAAAAAUACGUCAUUCGUGACAAAAAGCUCAUGACAUUUUUUUUCUUUUGUUCCUGUGUUACUGAUAUUAAACAUUUGAUACAAUAUCUCUGCGAUUUCUCUCUGUCCUUGUUAGACACGCUAACGUGGGACGCUAUUUGAAGGCUCGUCCCCUUAUAAGACCUCUAGCAAUAUGCAUGUUAAGACCGAAUGUCCAAUAUAUUGGACAUUAAUUGGCAUCAAUUCUAAUGACAAUUUUAAAAUAAAAUAUUUUUUUAUAUCUUCCCUAUAUCAUAUAAAGCUAUCCCUGUAAAUUUGACAAGAAUCCGCAAUAAAAAGUUUUCCCAGGUCUCAGGAGGAUAUA